ACAUUUGUCAAACACUUAAAUUAUUUCACACUCCCAUACAUGUUAUAUACCUCAACAAUUGCAUAUCCCUUUGCAUUUGCAUGCUAUGUAAUAUUAAUCUUUUGCAACUCCAAAAUUCGACCAUUAACUCUUUUCUUGAAGCUUAAUUUCCUGCACAUUAGAGAAUAAACAUGAGUUUUCGCUUUUCUCCUCCAGAUUUCUACUCUUCAUCAAACGAUUUUGACACUCAAGCGCAAACCACUUUUGACAAUUUUAAUUCCUCUGUGAAAUGGGCUGUGGCAGGCUCAGUUGUUUCUGGAGUGGUGGUAAUGAUAGCAAUUGUAGCAAUAGUUUAUGCCGUCAUUGAUUGCUUGAAGAAGACAGGAGCAGCAAUUCCAUCUUACACUCAACUUCCAACCAUAGAAAAAACUCAUAAAGCUUCAAAUUCCUUUCCUUCAAGUAAAAUUGAAGUUAUAAUACCACCAGAUUCCACUGUUCAAGGUUCAAAAGUUGAGUUUGCAACUAUGGAAAGGUUCUUAAGCAACAUCAACAAAGAGAAACCAAUUAGAUUCUCACCAGAACAACUUGAUGAAGUUACAUGGAACUACUCAAUCAUAUUGGGUUCUGGUGCUUUUGGAGUUGUGUACAAAGGGGAAUUGUCAAAUGGAGAGCAUGUAGCAGUCAAAGUUAUCAACAGUUUAGAUAUGCAAAUGGAAGAGCAAAUCAAAGCAGAAAUUAGCACCAUUGGAAGAACUUACCACGUCAAUCUAGUUAGACUUUAUGGCUUCUGUUUCCACCGUGACAAACGAGCCCUUGUCUAUGAAUAUGUGGAAAAUGGGUCUCUAAACAGGUACUUGUUUGGCAGCCAGAACCGCGACAUCGCGUUGGAAAAGCUUCAUGAGAUUGCAAUUGGAACGGCUAAAGGAAUUGCUUAUUUACAUGAGGAAUGUCAACAGAGAAUAAUUCAUUAUGACAUUAAGCCAGAGAAUGUUCUUCUUGACAUGAAAAUGGAACCAAAGGUAGCAGAUUUUGGCCUGGCAAAGCUUAGCAACAGAGAAAGUAAUGUUGCAGUCAAUACACACUUUAGAGGAACAAGAGGAUAUGCUGCACCAGAAAUGUGGAAGCCUCAUCCAGUGACUAAGAAAUGUGAUGUGUAUAGUUUUGGUAUUCUUCUCUUUGAAAUUGUAGGGAGGAGAAGGCAUUUUGAUUGUAACUACAGUGAAUCACAGCAAUGGUUUCCAAAAUGGACAUGGGAUAUGUUUGAGAAUAAUGAGUUAUCUGUAAUGCUUUCACUUUGUGGAAUUGAAGAGAGAGACAAAGAGAAGGCUGAGAGAAUGUUAAAGGUAGCUCUAUGGUGUGUUCAGUAUUUGCCAGAUGAUAGACCUCUUAUGAGUACUGUGGUGAAGAUGUUGGAGGGUGAAAUUGAAAUUUCUCCACCUCCACCUCCCUUCCAAAAUCUGGUGUCCAAUAAACCAAACUUGACUCCAGAAGGAAGCACUGGAGGUUCAGAUACUACUACGUCAUGGCAGACAGAAUCUUCCGGAGUAUCUGGCUCCAAAACCAAUAACAAUGCAUUUCAGAUUGAAAAGCCUACUUAACUGUAUCAUGAUAGUAUAGUGAUUGCUGUAAAAUAUAAAUUCUAUUUAAUUUUGUACAUUUAAACAAAGUGAGAAUGGUUUGAGCUUUGUUGAAAAUUACAAUGCACAUUCUGCUAUCCAACUCUUGGUGCCUAAACUAAAACCUCUGAAAGUUUGUAUCACACCAAAAUAAUAGAACUAUGCUCUAUUUCUUGUGUCUUCAAUUUGUUGUUCAACUGCAGAAUAGAAUCAAUCAUACAAUUCGCUGACCCAAAGCCAAGCACAAUGUAUCAUGUCUUGUAAGCAUCUCUCACAUUUUCUUUUGGCUGAGAGUAUACUUUGGUGGUUUUCAAGCUUCAGCCAGCUAAGGUCAUUCUAGUAGGUAAGAACUCCACUUUUCAGAGAAGUAAAGCCUAAGAUUAUAAGAUAGGAGCAAAUCUUUGCAUAAGAUAUAUAUUGAGUUCAAGUAUCUCUUUCAAAUUCAUGUAGAAUUUAAAGAGAUGUUUGAUUUCAUUUUUCAAUCAAAAUA
This is a messenger RNA of Abrus precatorius (Indian licorice), 2085 nucleotides long. RefSeq names its product LEAF RUST 10 DISEASE-RESISTANCE LOCUS RECEPTOR-LIKE PROTEIN KINASE-like 2.2. Bases 171 to 1577 code for a protein of 468 amino acids. Lineage: Eukaryota; Viridiplantae; Streptophyta; Magnoliopsida; Fabales; Fabaceae. The transcript is spliced from 2 exons. Gene Ontology annotation, molecular function: ATP binding; protein kinase activity. The record is from RefSeq and is a predicted model, not a curated record. Gene Ontology annotation, biological process: protein phosphorylation.